GGGCCCCGGGGCGCUGGGGAGCCCCUCAACGGGGCGGGGCCGGGCCGGGCGCUGGGGUGCGGAAGGGCUGUUGUGUGCCUCCCCUGCACCCCGCUGCCCUCCAGUCCCCGCACACCUAGCCUUUCCCCCUUCUCCUCUUCUCCCCGGAGCUCGUCGGCAGGGCCCGAGGCGGAGCCGAGGACGCGACGCGUGCCGGGAACGUGCUGGAGCUGAGGCGGCGGUGGCGGCAGACAGAUGGAGCCCGACGGCGCGGCUGCAAAUCAGACGCAAACAGAAUCUUCACCUUCAACUCCCAACACUGUGUCACCAGUGCCAUUAAAUAAUUCAACCAGUGCUCCAAGGUUUGGAACAGUAACUCCAAAUCGCAUCUUUGUAGGUGGAAUUGAUUUUAAGACUAAUGAAAAUGACCUGAGGAAGUUUUUUGCUCAGUAUGGCUGUGUGAGAGAGGUGAAGAUAGUAAAUGACAGAGCUGGAAUAUCAAAGGGGUAUGGCUUCAUUACUUUUGAAACUCAGGAAGAUGCACAGAAGAUACUACAAGAGGCUAAAAAGCUUAGUUAUAAGGAUAAGAAGUUGAAUAUUGGUCCAGCGAUAAGAAAACAACAAAUACGGAUUCCUCGUUCUACUGUAAUACCAGAAUCUGGUACAAUGUACUUGACUACUUCAAGUGGAUAUCCUUAUAUUUACCAUAAUGGAAUGGCUUAUUUUCAUACUCCUGAAGUUGCUUCUGUUCCACAGCCAUGGCCCUCACGCUCUGUGUCCAGCUCACCUAUGAUGGUAGCUCAACCAGUUUAUCAGCCUCCUACUUAUCAUUAUCAGGCACCAACACAGUGUCUUCCAGGUCAGUGGCAGUGGUCUGUUCCACAGUCUCCUGCUUCUUCACCUUCGUUCUUUUAUGUGCACCCUUCCGAAGUCAUUUAUCAGCCAGUAGGGAUUGCCCAGGAAGGUGGUUGUGUACCUCCUCCUUUCCUUCUAGUGGAAGCUGCAGUUCCAGAGCCAUAUUCUGAUCAUGGAGUUCAAGCACCCCAUCACCAGCCUUACGCCCAGAGUGCCAUAGCCAUGCCUGCACCUGACCAAGGAGAGCAAGAUAGUAUGCAGUAAGUUAAAAGAUAAAUCUAAAGCAUGUUAGCUUUUCCUCUUCCACAUUAAUGACCACAGUAUCAUGCUUUUCCUUAGAGCAGAGUGGUUUACUCUGUUGUAAGUGACAAUGUAUUAAUUUGGUGUAGAAUGUGUAUGCAUGGUAAAGCCAUGUUUGAAAAGUUAUUGUGGCAUAGGAAAUGAGCUGCACAUUCAUACUCAUUUAUCUCAUGAUACAAUGUUUUGUAUGUUUUUUCAUAGCUGUAGCAGUAAUUUCACAUGCAGCUUAAUCUGGUAUAACCCAGGAGCUCAUUCCUUUUCCAUACCACCCAUUUCCUGUGCUCGUACAGGUUUUCAUGUGGCAAUAUGGUAAAACAGGUCAGGUAGGUAAAGAUGAAUCCCCGCUCCCAGGACAUAUAAAGCACUAAAACUUGCAUCAGUUCCUCAAACCAGUUUGUCAAGCAAUAGCGCAAACUCUUGUACUUACACUAGAAGUUUGGGAUAUGACGGAGGAGCUAAGACUUGUGUUAGCAGUGCUCAUUUAAGCAUAGAACUGCUAAUCCGAUGUAUUCCUUCAUUGUAUUUUUUUCUCAUUCUUACCUAUUUUCUCAGAAGUCUUUGUUGAGUCUAUAACUAGAACUAAGCUCUAUUCAGGUCUCAAAUAGAUUCCCAAAUACAUUUAGACCCUUACAAAGACUAGAAGAAUUCUGAUAAUUUUAUUCAUUUUAAAUUAAUGUAAAAUAAUUUCUGACAGUUAAUUUUAUUUAUUUAUAGUUUUGUUUAGUAGUUAAUAGUUCUGGAACAUAGUUCUCCAUUCGUCUUACCUUUUCACGUACCCUCUUACAGUUUUGAGUAUGUUCCAUGCAUAAUGUCUUUGAUCAGCAUAUAUUGUCUAUCACUAUGGUUGGGCACUCGAGAGUGAUUGGAAAUAAAAGAGCAAAUGUUGAGAGCAGGCUGGUAUGUAUUAAGCAAGUGUUUGUCUCAUUACCACGUGCUCCCCAGCUGCAGGAAAAUAUUGCCUGCUGGCUGCUUUCUUGUUAAAAUAUCCCAACAAACAUGUAUCUGCUGCUUGAAAAUUACGAGUAAUGACCAUGAAAGAGGGAACAGAUUUUAAAAUGUCGACAUUGUAUUGACGGUCAUUUGUUACCCCCAGUGCACUAGGAGUUGCAAUAUACGCUUUAAUAUUAUUACUACUUGGAGCUGUAAGUCAUGUGGUGAGAGCAGGAUGGGUGACAGCCAGUAUCCAGAUAUAGUACAGAUAUGCACAAAUAUAGUAGAAAGUUACAGACUAUAGUGUAUAGUCUAUGGUAAUAGCAGCAAUGUAAGUUAAGAUUGGAAUUCAUGUUGUCUGGUUUCAGACCUGGAAGUAUUACGUCAGAGUUAAAUUUUUGUUUUGGUAGAUGGCUGUCUUGAAUUAGGAAGUACUGGCAUGGUCAGUGUUUACUGGAUAUUGUCUGGGAGGCCUGGGGAGCUGUGCAUUACAGUUACAGUCUAAAAAACUGAGCAAAGGUAUAAAAGGUUGUGGCAAGUGGAGGUGGGUAGGUGAGGGUGGUUCGUUGUUUUGUUUUAUGCUUUUUGUUUUUCUUCUCAGUCAUCUUUUCCAACUGGAGUGUAACCCAUAGGGGGUAACUUUGCUGUUCCUGUGAUCUGAAUCCGAUGGAAUGGUUUGGCCAGUGUGAGAAGUAUGAGAUGAUACACCGUCUUUUCCUGCACAAGACUUCCUAGGAGGCAUUCUUGUUUAUUUGAGCUUGGACAUUUAGUCUGAGGGGAAGGAAAUCUAUCUACUAUACAUAGAUCCUUUAUGCCUGUCCUCACAGUAGACUAGUUUUAGCUGACAGUCUGAUCUUCCAUAAUCCAGUUCUUGAAAACUAAAAGUGCUAUAUACCAGAUUGGACUUAGUUUAAGCUUAACCUGUAGAAAAUGUUCUAGAAAGUCACAGAAGAGUACAAAGGUAGUAAGGUUGUUUUUUUUUUUUGGUUUUGUGUGUGUUUCUUGUUGUUUUUUUUGUUUGUUUGUUUUUGUUGUUGUUGUUUUGUUUUUUUGUUUUUUCCUGAAAACCCCACUGGCUGGGCUCUGAAGCAAGAACCAAUCAAUGAUAGAAAUAUAACUUGGCUUUCAGAUUUGUUUGCUUGGUUUUUGCCACCACUUUGUUCUCUGUUCUCCACAAUCUUUUCAAUAGCUUUAAAAUGGAAUUUUGUACUUCCCAUAAGAAAAGGCUUUCAGAAAGGUCAAAGAUUCUUCACUUAGAUACUUCCAGUCUACAGUCCGUUGGCAGUAAUUGCAUUGGCUCCAACUCAAAAGGAGAGGAGGAUCUGCCCAUGUCAAAAGAGAAUUUAGAGUAUUAAUUUGAAAUGUAGUAUUACUAGUACUCAUGUAUAUUUACAUUCUGGUGGUAAUGGCAUGUGGUGAUAACACCUUGGUCUUUUUGUAGUGGCCAUUCUGUAAAUUUAACUGAACUUAGAGUGCUCCAUUUUUCUCUGCAAUUAGGAGCAAUAAGGUAAAAUUUCUGGUUUAUGUGCAUUUAUAAUAUGUGUAAAUACACCUAUGUUUAUGUCUGUAGAUAUGUAUAUACAUACAAAUGUAUGUAUACCUAAAUCGUGUUUUUUGAAGGAAAGUCUUGGUGUAAGCAUUUUUGGAAAAGCAUAGUAAUUUUAUACUAGAACUAUGUACUUACAGCAUGAUAUGUGGAACAAAAAAAAUCAAGUUUAAUUUUCAGUAUAGGUAAGUAUUUUUUUCUUCAUUUAUACAUGUAAUGAAAUCAGGAAUAAUAAAACUUGUGUUUUAAAUUACCUAAAUCUUAGAAACAUGCAUACAAAACUUGUCCUCAUAUAUGAUUAACAGGCUUGUCACGAGCUGUAGCAUGGUCUAUUGCUCUUUAAAGGGUAUUUUAAACUCCACCAAAAACAUAUUCGUUAAUUCUUGUUAACAUAGAAAGGAGCAGAAUGGCAUGCUUUGUCUUGCACUGUUUCCUUCUGCGCUCCCUUUACAAGCUCCUCUUUUUCUGUUCUGAUAGUUUGUUCUCAUUACAGUUUAGUGGUUUCUUUUGCUUUCUCU
Messenger RNA from Cygnus olor (mute swan), 4128 nucleotides. It is a transcript of the gene BOLL, whose product is annotated as boule homolog, RNA binding protein. The transcript is spliced from 11 exons. Gene Ontology annotation, molecular function: RNA binding; protein binding. NCBI's taxonomy places the organism in Eukaryota, Metazoa, Chordata, Aves, Anseriformes, Anatidae. The coding region runs from base 235 to 1098 and encodes 287 amino acids. The record is from RefSeq and is a predicted model, not a curated record.